AAUGCUUCAUGCAUUUGCAUAAUUAUGAAUAGGACAUCGAAACGAAGCAGCUGUAACAUUGUUAAACUGUAACUCAUUUUUUUCCGUUUCAGUUUCCUGGAACGCAGAAGACAUUGUUUGCACAGCGUCGUUUGUUGGUACAACAACUCGUGACACUGGAGAAAGAUUAGUGACUGAUAAACAAACUUCUGAUAAACUUCUUAAAUGUAUCGACGUGUAUGAUUUUGUGCGGUUCGCUAACGGAAACCGUUAAAGUGUGAGUAGGUUGCAGGUAAAGAGCUACAAUGUGACAUAGUUCAUGUAGGCUACAUUGUGUCCGUGGCGCGAAGAUAAGUAGGGUGCCGAACAUGGAUUAGGAUUUAGUGCUACUGGGACAGAAUGAAGCCCUGGACACUUUAAUUUGACCUUGAUUUUUUAACAUUUUUUAUCUGGGUGUUAUUGAUAAUCCAUCAAGAUAGCUACUCUAAUCGGGUAAAUCCAUUUUCAACAUCACGUUUAUGGAGAAGUAUUAUUUCAAUAAACUUUGACCAAGGAAGCCAAUCGCUGGAUGACAGAAAAAGACCGUUGACAUUUGACUUGGCUAGUUAAAUUUGGUCAACCCUGUUAAACAUUUUGAAAUAAAAAAUUGAUUCAAGCAAAAUAGGGGAACAUUGCGCAAAGUUAUUAUCAGAAGCCAGUUCAUGGUGAAUUUGGUGGAUCUGGUUUGGUAAUGCACCAUGAUGCUGUUGUAGCCCACGGGGUAUGAACGUAUCUCGUGAAGGAGGAAGGGAGACACGAUGGCACUUUCCCGGAGAAGGAAUCGGUGGAAGUUGAUAGUUUGCCUUUUUGGGGCGUCUAUAGUGGGAUAUUUUAUUUUAAACAGGCAUAAUAAUCCCGGUGAUAUAGCUGGAACAAGUCGAAGAGAGGUUCCCACUGAGCAAGACAUUGCAAAUGAAAUGCUUAAAAAGCCUGUUUAUGACAAACCGCAGUUGGAUUUAAAUGCCUUGGGAGAAAUGGGCAGAGCUGUCAAAUUGAACCUCGUUGGAGAGGAGAAGAAAAAAGAAGAGGAAAGUAUAAAUAAACACCAGAUUAAUACCUAUGUGAGUGAUCUGGUAUCUCUCCACCGCAGUCUACCCGAACGAUGGAAUCCUCUUUGUAAGGACCAGAAGUAUGACUAUAGGUCAUUGCCAUCCACGUCAGUGGUGAUCGCCUUCUACAACGAGGCCUGGUCCACGCUGCUACGCACUGUCCAUAGUGUCCUGGAGACCUCACCCGACAGACUGCUACGGGAGGUGGUGCUGGUGGACGACUAUAGUGACAGAGCUCAUUUGAAGGAGCCCUUAGAAAACUACAUCUCCAACUUGAAGAAGGUGCAUCUGAUCCGGGCCAGGAAGAGGGAGGGCCUGGUGCGGGCCAGGCUCUUGGGGGCAUCCAUCGCCACGGGCGAUGUGCUGACCUUUCUCGACUGCCACUGUGAAUGUCACAAGGGCUGGCUGGAGCCCCUGCUCGACAGGAUAAAGGAGGAGCCGUCCGCUGUGGUGUGUCCCGUCAUUGAUGUCAUCGACUGGAACACCUUCCAGUAUCUAGGCAACCCCGGGGAACCCCAGAUCGGAGGGUUUGAUUGGCGGUUGGUCUUCACCUGGCACUCGGUGCCAGAGUAUGAGCAGAAACGCAGGCGCUCUGCCAUUGAUGUCAUCAGGUCUCCUACGAUGGCUGGAGGGCUGUUUGCUGUCAGUAAGAACUAUUUCCAUUACCUGGGAACGUAUGACACAGGCAUGGAGGUGUGGGGAGGAGAGAACCUAGAGUUCUCAUUCAGGAUCUGGCAGUGUGGGGGCAGCCUGGAGAUCCACCCCUGCUCCCACGUGGGCCACGUCUUCCCCAAGAAGGCCCCCUAUUCGCGGAGCAAGGCCCUGGCCAACAGCGUGCGUGCUGCUGAGGUCUGGAUGGAUGACUACAAGGAGUUGUACUACCACCGUAACCCCCACGCUCGCCUGGAAGCCUUUGGGGACGUGACAGACAGGAGGAGGCUCAGGACCCAGCUGGGAUGUAAGGACUUCAAGUGGUACCUGGAGAACAUCUAUCCUGAUAUCCACGUCCCUGAGGACAACCCUGGGAUGUUUGGAAUGCUGAAGAACAGAGGCAUGUCCAGCUACUGCUUUGACUACAACCCUCCUGACGACCAUAACCUGGUGGGCCACCGGAUCAUCCUCUACCCCUGUCAUGGCAUGGGACAAAACCAGGUAGCUAUGGCUCCAUCUUUACUCUCCAUGUCCUUCAUUUAAAACCAGGUAGCUAUGGCUCCAUAAUACUCUCCAUGUCCUUCAUUUAAAACCAGGUAGCUAUGGCUCCAUAAUACUCUCCAUGUCCUUCAUUUAAAACCAGGUAGCUAUGGCUCCAUAAUACUCUCCAUGUCCUUCAUUUAAAACCAGGUAGCUAUGGCUCCAUAAUACUCUCCAUGUCCUUCAUUUAAAACCAGGUAGCUAUGGCUCCAUAAUACUCUCCAUGUCCUUCAUUUAAAACCAGGUAGCUAUGGCUCCAUAAUACUCUCCAUGUCCUUCAUUUAAAACCAGGUAGCUAUGGCUCCAUAAUACUCUCCAUGUCCUUCAUUUAAAACCAGGUAGCUAUGGCUCCAUAAUACUCUCCAUGUCCUUCAUUUAAAACCAGGUAGCUAUAGCUCCAUAAUACUCUCCAUGUCCUUCAUUUAAAACCAGGUAGCUAUAGCUCCAUAAUACUCUCCAUGUCCUUCAUUUAAAACCAGGUAGCUAUAGCUCCAUAAUACUCUCCAUGUCCUUCAUUUAAAACCAGGUAGCUAUGGCUCCAUCUUUACUCUCCAUGUCCUUCAUUUAAAACCAGGUAGCUAUGGCUCCAUAAUACUCUCCAUGUCCUUCAUUUAAAACCAGGUAGCUAUGGCUCCAUAAUACUCUCCAUGUCCUUCAUUUAAAACCAGGUAGCUAUGGCUCCAUAAUACUCUCCAUGUCCUUCAUUUAAAACCAGGUAGCUAUAGCUCCAUAAUACUCUCCAUGUCCUUCAUUUAAAACCAGGUAGCUAUAGCUCCAUAAUACUCUCCAUGUCCUUCAUUUAAAACCAGGUAGCUAUGGCUCCAUAAUACUCUCCAUGUCCUUCAUUUAAAACCAGGUAGCUAUGGCUCCAUAAUACUCUCCAUGUCCUUCAUUUAAAACCAGGUAGCUAUGGCUCCAUAAUACUCUCCAUGUCCUUCAUUUAAAACCAGGUAGCUAUGGCUCCAUCUUUACUCUCCAUGUCCUUCAUUUAGUAGUGUUUCAGACACUGGGGUGCUAGCCUAUAUUGUUUUCAGGACUGCAGUGAUUGUUGUCUAGUGUUGUUAGCUUAGAUUUUUGUUUAGCAUUUUUUUUCAUUUAACUUUUUUUUUUAACUAGGCAAGUCAGUUAAGAACAAAUUACGCCUCAGCUGUCAUGGUGGAUCUUUGUAGAAUUGAACCUUGAUUUAUACAAAGUCGGGUGUUCUCUACUCUGACCAUUAGUCCACAGAUAAAGGAGAAACCAAGUUAGUUUUCUUUGAUUUAAUCUCUCCUCGUUCAUCUUUUAAUCACCCACGUGGGUUAGUAUGCUCGUGAAAACCAAUGAGUAAAUGGGAGAGGCGAAACUUGAAUAUAAUGGUAAUUUGAUGUUUAACUGGGCCUGGCAGACAGCAUGUGGUAAUGGAAAUGGUAUUUGACUCAGGGCUUCAUAUUAUAAUGCACAAUGACAAGUACAAAAUGAUUUAUGUUUAUUUGGACCAAAAUUAUAGUGAAGAAAACAGGUACCAUUGUGUGUGAGGUUAGCUGUAUGGAACACAACAAAAACUCCAUGAACCACGCACACACUCUUCGUCUCUCCUGUUGCAGUUCUUUGAGUACUCCAAUGAGAGUAGGGAGAUCCGCUAUAACACCAGGGAGCCAGCAGGGUGUGCUGUGGGGGACGCCGUCUCCAACUACCUGACUGUGCACCUGUGCAGGAAACCCCGGCAGACUGUCCCACAGGACCAGAAGUUUGUCCUCAGAGAGGACGAAACCUUCUUCCAUGUGAUGACGCAGAAGUGUGUCCAGGCCGUGGACAAGACUGACAACGGCACCCCUGCCCCCGCCCUGCGGCCUUGCUCAGACCACGCUAACCAGAAGUGGUUUUUUGAGGAGAGGGGGGCAUAGUGGAGUGGGCCAGCCGAAAUCCCUAUCCCUGGGGUAGAGGGUGACAGCUGGAGGGCCCCAAAGACCAAUACUCAGGUCCAGCGUCCUUAUGCCGUGGAGAUGACUUGGGUCGUAUUCACAAGAUAGAAAACAGAAGAAAAUGGUCCAAAACAGGGAGGUUCUAUCUGAAGUAGUCCAAUAGGCAUCAUCAUUUGUUUUCUGUUGCACACUGUUUUUAAAUGUUGUGCUCUAAUAAAUAUGACCCUGGUCAGGCGAACUGUUCUCACCUCCUGUAUCUAUGCACAACCGUGUGCUUGCUGGACAACGUUGACGUUUUCACACACUUGAUAUUAACUCAUACCACAUCUACUUCUCAAAUCUUUUUUUGUCGAUAUUUGUUGUGAAAACCUGAGAGACGAAGGAUGUUGGAAUGGACAGAUAUUUAACACAUUUUUAUGUGUGGGAUUUAAUUACCUGUCUGUUCAUCUGACUGAAAGCCACUCCUACUUUUUAUUCUCACUUUCGUUCUUACCUCUCUCUUUCUCGAACACAGGAGCAUUUAGCAGCUGGUAGUGAAUGUUUUUGGCAUUGCAGUGAUCAUGACAGACUCUUGUGUACUUGCGCAUUACAUUAUAGCUGGAAAUCUCAGACUCAACCUCUAGAUGGAGCCAAAGCUUCCAUCUUGUGUGCUGAUCUUUUUCACUCCAUCCAGCAUGUUAUCAGCUCAGUGAUGUGAGUGGUUAAUUGUUCAGGUAUUUUUGGAGCAAGUAUUUUGUUUUCUACAUGUAUUUUUUUAUUUUAAAUACGUGCGUACUACUUCAACCAGUCCCUCCAGGAUGUUUUUUUUUUUUUGGUGAUAUUUGCCGACCCAAACAUCGUGCAUGGCAGGCAGUAUGCAACAAUUUUGUUCAAAUUGUCGCGAAAGUGCGCUGACGAGGGAAACAUUUGUUGCCGUGUAGCUUGAUUAAACCAUAUUAUGCUGUGAUUGGUUAAUUUGCGCGCCCUCUUUUUGUAAUGCCGUGAUGGAUCUGUUUUAUGCGGUAAUAUUGCAGUGAUUUGACUUUUAUGCAGCAAUUAGUGUGGUUAUUGGUUUGCAAGCCCUCUCAAAAUAUGUGGUGAAAUUGAUUGCACACAAAACAAUUUGCGAUGACAGAAUCGUGGAGGGGCUUUUUAAUUUUCGAUUUGCUCCGCUCAUAGGCUUAAGACAACACACAGUACGUCUUUAGCCACACAAUUACUGGUAGUAAUUGAGGAGAAAUUCCACUCCGGUCUUUAGUUGUGUUCAUGAAUCACAAUUAUGAAUUUGGUUAUCUCACGGUAAGCAAUUUAAACAUUUCUGAAAGAAGGAAUACUUGUGGUUUUUCAGUGUUUUUUGGUGUAACAUACAUCUUGUCAAUGCAAUUGACUCCUAGCGAGAUUGUUAUUUUCCUAAUAGAGUGAAGCUACGAAGACUUAACGUAGCUAUAUUCUGUGUGUUAAUUAUAUUACAAUCCUUGUUUAUUUUAAAUUAUAUAUUUACUCAAAUGUUUAUUUACUUACUUAUUGAUCAUCGUUGAUGUCAGCGUGGAUUUAAUUCAGCACUAAAUGAGCCACUUGACUUUAUGUAUUGCAACUGCAACAACAAAAUGGAGAAAACAAUUGUUGACAAUAAACGUCACUUAAGGCCAUAAUUUCGGCCAUUUUACCCAGAAGUGCCUUACCUGAUGUAAAAAGAGAUAUGGAAAGAUACGCAUGGAAUUAUAAAACAAAUCUGCAUUUUUGUUAGAGUAAGGACAAAUCUCAAAUGAUACCUACCUUAUCCCUCCCUAUAUACUAUAGUGCAGGGGUACUCGACUACUAUUUGAGAAGGUCCGGUCACACAUUUCCUCUGUGGCAAUGGUCCGGAUGGAUAUUGUAAUUUGUCGUAGUAACAAUCCCCAAUGUUGUGACCUCCGAGCUGUUCAAACUGUUUACACCCCUCUUUUUGCCAGAUAUAAAAAAUAAAGUUGUCGUUUUUUAAACUAA
This is a messenger RNA of Oncorhynchus keta (chum salmon), 6124 nucleotides long. RefSeq names its product polypeptide N-acetylgalactosaminyltransferase 12. Bases 777 to 2261 code for a protein of 494 amino acids. NCBI's taxonomy places the organism in Eukaryota, Metazoa, Chordata, Actinopteri, Salmoniformes, Salmonidae. The record is from RefSeq and is a predicted model, not a curated record. The transcript has 12 exons. Gene Ontology annotation, cellular component: Golgi apparatus.